Messenger RNA from Syzygium oleosum, 1212 nucleotides. RefSeq names its product G-type lectin S-receptor-like serine/threonine-protein kinase At1g11330. Gene Ontology annotation, molecular function: ATP binding; protein serine/threonine kinase activity. NCBI's taxonomy places the organism in Eukaryota, Viridiplantae, Streptophyta, Magnoliopsida, Myrtales, Myrtaceae. Gene Ontology annotation, biological process: protein phosphorylation. The record is from RefSeq and is a predicted model, not a curated record. Bases 121 to 1212 code for a protein of 363 amino acids. The transcript is spliced from 6 exons.
AAGAGAGAUCUGACAGCAAUUAUAGCAACUGCUGUGAUUGUGGGAAUAGUCAUUUUCGUUAUUGCUAUAUGCUUUUGCUGGAGAAGGUGGAAGAAAAUACAAGAAAGAAAAAGCACAGAAAUGCAGUUUUCGGAUAGAGAAGCAUCAUUAGUGGCUUCGGAUAGAAACAUGCUUGGAGAGAAUUUGGGCAAAGUUAAUGUCCAGGAGGUAGUGCUAUAUAAAUUGGAAGAAAUGGCGGCAGCAACAAGCAACUUUAGUGACACCAAUAAGCUAGCACAGGGUGGAUUUGGACCAGUAUAUAGGGGGAGACUGUUAAAUGGGAAAGAAAUAGCAGUCAAAAGACUAUCGAAAGCCUCAAGACAAGGGUUCCAGGAGUUUAUGAAUGAAUUGGAGGUCAUUUCCAAGGUCCAACAUCGAAAUCUUGUUAGAGUCCUUGGAUAUUGUGUUGAAGGAGAUGAGAAUAUGAUAGUUUAUGAGUUCAUGCCAAACAAAAGUCUAGACGCUUUUAUUUUUGAUCCUCUCAAAGGGGAACAUCUGGAUUGGAAGAGACGGUUCAGCAUUAUUGAUGGAAUUUGUCGAGGCCUACUAUAUCUUCACCGGGAUUCUAGACUCAGGAUAAUUCACAGAGAUUUGAAAGCGAGUAAUAUCCUGUUGGAUGAAGAGCUCAAUCCUAAAAUUUCUGACUUUGGAACAGCUAGGAUAUUUGGAAGCAACGAAGACCAAGAAGAUACGCGAAGAAUUGUGGGAACCUAUGGUUACAUGGCUCCUGAAUAUGCAAUGGAUGGGCGAUUUUCGGAAAAAACAGAUGUCUUUAGUUUCGGCGUGAUACUGUUAGAGAUCGUAUCUGGAAGACAGAGCACUGGUAUUAUUGAGGAAGAUCGAUCCUUGAGCCUUCUAGGAUACGCGUGGAAUUUGUGGAAGGAAGACAAUGCUCUAGCACUAGUGGACCCAAAAUUCUCCGUCAGAUACUUCGAAACUGAGGUUGAAAGGUGUGUAAAAGUGGGUCUUCUUUGCACACAAGAACUCGCAAAAGAUAGGCCUACCGUUUCAACUGUUAUUUCGAUGCUCCACAGUGAAAUUGUGGAUCUUCCUGAUCCAAAUCAACCUGCGUUCACUGAGAGGCAAACAACUGGAGAUACAGAUUCCUUGGAACCUAGCCCAGAUGGAUGUUCUAUCAACAAUGUUACUCUCACCACUAUUAUAGGCCGAUGA